UGUAAACUUUGCACGCGCCCCACACGGUGUGUAACCGAAGCGCAGUGGAGUAGCGCGCGAGACCGCGGUUUUCCCGCCUGAGUGUGUGUUUGUGUGUGUUUGUGUGUGAGACAGCGCGCGGAGAUGGAGGUGUGUGUGUGCUCGGUGCUCCUGCUGUGUCUGUGUGUUUAUGUGACGGUGCAGCUGAUCCGCUUCCUGACGGCGGACAGUGACUUCACGCUGCUGUGGGCGGCGGCUCGGGGGCGGAGCCCAGGCAUGGCUCUGAGGCAGAAGGUGGUGUGGAUCACCGGGGCGUCCAGUGGGAUCGGGGAGGAGCUGGCGUAUCAGCUGGCCGCAGUCGGAGCUCGACUAGUGCUGUCUGCGCGCCGGGAGAACGAGCUGCACCGAGUCAGGAGGAAGUGUUUGGAGCUGUCCUCUUUAGAAGAGAAGGAUAUUCUUGUCCUCCCACUCGAUUUGUUGGACCGAUCGACUCACAGAGAGAAAACUGACGCAGUUCUGCAGCAUUUCAGCAAGAUAGAUGUGCUGGUGAAUAACGGUGGGCGGAGUCAGCGCUCUUUGUACAUCGACACUGACAUCGACGUUUACGGCGGCCUGAUGGAGCUCAACUACCUGGGAACUAUCUCCAUCACCCAGCACGUCCUGCGUCACAUGAUCCACCAUGGAGACGGUGUAAUAGCAACCAUCAGCAGCAUCGCAGGCCUGGCGGGGGUGCCACUGUCCACCGGAUACUCGGCCAGCAAGCACGCACUCCAGGGUUUCUUUAAGUCUCUGAGGACGGAGCUCUUGGACUAUCCAAACAUCACCAUCAGUACCAUCUGCCCCGGGCCGGUCGUGUCCCAAAUAGUCCACAACGCCUUCACUGAGCAAGUAGACAAGCCGUUGCCUGAUGCAGGUGAUCAGUCCCAUAAGAUGCCGACCGAGCGGUGUGUGCGUCUGAUCGUAGCUGGCCUGUCUAACCGCGUGAAGGAGAUGUGGAUCGCUCAGCAGCCGUUUCUUCUCUUCUUCUACUUGUGGCAGUACACACCCACUCUCGCCUGGUACCUAACCAACCUGCUUGGCAGGAAACGAGUGCAGAACUUCAAAGCCGGACUGGAUGCAGACACGGCGUAUUUUACCAAGCCAAAGGCCAAGACGAGCUGAGAACCUGCACCCAUUCACUACCACAGGGGGGCGCUAAGUAGGGUAAUAGCACUGUGUUUGUGUGCGGUGCUGUAGGUGUGUGUGUGUGUGUGUGUGUGUGUGUUUAUGGGAACAACUCCAUUUGAUUCUAAUGAUGCAUUCGACAGGAAGUCACGACCCAGACUCUGACCAGAGAAAAACUACAGACACUCGCUGUUUAACCCUGAGUUCAGCGAGUGACAUUGAAUCAAGUGUAUUAUUUUUGGCUGAUAAAAUCAAUAGAUGUUUAGUUUUUACAUUUAUCAUGAAUGAAUCAUGACACUGCUAGUAAUUGUUUCUUUUUUUAAAUGUUCUUCACAUGGAUAUGAUGAUAAACAACUAAUUAAAUAAUACGGCAGUAAUUUGUUCACUAACCAAAUAAUGCAAUGUGGGCCACUAGAGGGCGCCAAAAACUCUGACUUCUUUAACGGUGUGUGUUUGCGGUUUUAAAUCUUCAUGGUUAAUAGCUUGUUAGGACCCAAGCGCUGUGACAUCAGCCAUAUUACAUCAUAGUGUGUAAAGGGCCCUCUUGUUUGUUUGGAAUGUGUUAUUAUA
Messenger RNA from Clarias gariepinus (North African catfish), 1713 nucleotides. It is a transcript of the gene dhrs7, whose product is annotated as dehydrogenase/reductase (SDR family) member 7. NCBI's taxonomy places the organism in Eukaryota, Metazoa, Chordata, Actinopteri, Siluriformes, Clariidae. The coding region runs from base 124 to 1140 and encodes 338 amino acids. Gene Ontology annotation, molecular function: oxidoreductase activity. The record is from RefSeq and is a predicted model, not a curated record. The transcript has 7 exons.